ACACUGCCACAUUCAGCAGUGAGCGCGCGCACUGGUUUACAGAGAUUUUCACGUGAGAAAGCGACAAACCGUCACUCGCAUACGCUGUAGCCUAAUUCUCUCCGUUCAUUGCGUCACAGAAGAGGUUACGGGAGGCAUUUUUGUAUCGUUUUCCAAAACUGAAACGCAUUCGACAACAUUACGAUGGUAGACUUUGGCAUUCUUCGUUUUUCUCUGCGCUUCUUCCCUACUUCAUGCCAAGGCGGUGAUUGCAGUGGAUGGGCAGAACGUGCUAUGCUUCCUUUCUAAUCCACAAAGUGGCCGUCUGCUCGGGGAUCUCGCUAAGAAGAUGUAAGGACCAAAAAGCAGCCCCACCAGCCUUCCCCCCCCCCUCCCCCCACCCAAAACCAGCAUCUUCUUCACAAAAAUGCAGAAGGGAAUUCGACUUAAUGAUAGUCAUGUCACCUACCUGGGUCUUUUGGCAAAGAAAGAUGGCACGAGGCGAGGCUGUUUAAGCAAAAAGAGCACUGACAACACGAAAUGGCACACGAAGUGGUUUACUUUAUUGCAGAACAUGCUUUUUUAUUUUGAAAGCGAGUCCAGCUCGCGACCCUCGGGAUUAUACCUGUUGGAGGGCUGUGUGUGUGACAGGUCGCCCUCACCUAAACCUUCACUGUCAGCCAAGGAGUGCUUAGAAAAACAGUAUUAUUUCACAGUCAGCUUCAGUCAUGAAAAUCAGAAAGCCCUGGAGCUUCGAACAGAAGACGUUAAGGACUGUGAUGAAUGGGUGUCAGCAAUAUCACAUGCCAGCUACAGAAACCUGGCUACCGAGCAUGAAACACUCAUGCAGAAGUACCUCCAUCUACUCCAAAUCGUGGAGACCGAGAAAACAGUUGCUAAGCAACUUCGACAACAGAUAGAAGAUGGGGAAAUUGAGAUUGAACGACUAAAAUCAGAGAUUGCUGCAAUGCUCAAAGAUAAUGAGAAGAUUCAGUCGAAUCCCACCACUGCCCCUAGUGAUGAUGAUUCAGAGAUCAAGAAAAUCAAGAAAGUGCAGAGCUUCUUGAGGGGAUGGAUGUGCCGGCGAAAGUGGAAGACCAUCAUUCAGGACUACAUCCGUUCUCCACAUGCAGAGAGCAUGAGGAAGAGGAACCAGGUCGUCUUUAGCAUGCUGGAGGCAGAGGCUGAGUACGUCCAACAGCUCCACAUCCUCGUCAACAACUUCUUGAGACCGCUUCGCAUGGCUGCCAGUUCCAAGAAACCGCCCAUAACCCACGAUGAUGUCAGCAGUAUAUUCCUCAACAGUGAAACUAUAAUGUUUCUACAUCAGAUAUUCUAUCAAGGGUUGAAAGCUCGAAUAGCAAGCUGGCCAACAUUAGUCUUGGCUGACCUGUUUGACAUCCUGCUACCCAUGCUCAACAUCUACCAGGAGUUUGUGCGUAACCACCAGUACAGUUUGCAGAUCUUGGCCCACUGCAAGCAGAACCGUGACUUUGACAAGCUGCUUAAACAGUAUGAAGCCAAGCCUGACUGUGAGGAACGCACACUGGAGACCUUCCUCACCUACCCCAUGUUCCAGAUCCCUCGUUACAUACUGACCCUCCAUGAGCUGUUAGCACAUACACCGCACGAGCAUGUGGAGAGGAACAGCUUGGAUUACGCCAAGUCAAAGCUGGAGGAGCUUUCCAGAAUCAUGCACGAUGAAGUAAGCGAGACAGAGAACAUUAGGAAGAACCUCGCCAUCGAGCGUAUGAUUGUGGAGGGCUGUGAAAUUCUCCUAGACACCAGCCAGACCUUUGUCAGACAAGGAUCCCUGAUCCAAGUGCCAAUGAGUGAGAAGGGCAAGAUCACCCGUGGUCGUCUGGGCUCUCUAUCACUGAAGAAGGAAGGCGAGAGGCAAUGUUUCCUCUUCUCCAAACAUCUGAUCAUUUGCACUAGAGGUUCUGGAGGAAAACUGCACCUCACCAAGAAUGGAGUGGUGUCACUCAUUGACUGCACACUGAUAGAGGAGCCAGAGGGCACAGAUGAUGAGUCCAAGUCAGACAAGAGUGGUCAGGACAUGGAGCACCUGGAUUUCAAGAUUGUGGUGGAGCCCAAAGACAGCCAGUCCUUCACCAUCAUCCUGGUGGCCUCCUCACGGCAAGAGAAGUCAGCCUGGACCAGUGACAUCAGCCAGUGCAUAGAUAAUAUUCGUUGUAAUGGGCUGAUGAUGAACGCCUUUGAGGAGAACUCUAAAGUCACUGUGCCCCAGAUGAUCAAGUCUGAUACCAGUCUGUACUGUGACGACGUGGACAUCCGCUUCAGUAAGAUGAUGAACUCGUGCAAGGUGUUGCAGAUCCGCUACGCCAGUGUAGAACGACUGCUGGAGAGGUUGACUGACCUGCGCUUCCUCUCCAUCGACUUCCUCAACACCUUCCUGCACUCCUACCGUGUCUUCACCAGCGCAGAUAUAGUGCUCGACAAACUCAUCACUAUAUACAAGAGGCCCAUCAGUGCCAUACCAGCCCGAUCCCUGGAGCUGUUUUUCGCCAGCAGCCAGAAUAACAAGCUCCUCUACGGAGAGCCUCCUAAAUCGCCCCGUGCCAGCCGCAAGUUUUCCUCCCCACCCCCACUGGCCAUCACCAAGACCUCGUCCCCUAACCGCCGCCGCAAACUCUCCCUAAACAUCCCCAUUAUUACUGGUGGGAAGGCUCUGGACCUGGCUGCCCUUAGCUGUUCCUCCAAUGGCUAUGCAAGCAUGUACUCCUCCAUGUCCCCUUUCAGCAAGACCACACUGGAUAUCAACAAACUAUACGUGUCCAGCCCCAUCACUAGCAAGAUCCCCGAUGAGGGCGAGGGCAAGACGGACAAGACUGAUGAGGUGUCUCUGUGCAAACAGGACAUUUCAGUGAGAGAGGAGAACGACAACGACCAGAUCCAGGAUGAUGAGGCAGAGGCUGAAGUGUCACCCACCAAGUCGCCCACCACUCCAAAAAACGUCAAAUGCAAAAACUCCUCAGAAUUCUCUCUGUUCUCUUACAAUAAUGGUAUGGUGAUGUCGUCCUGCCGGGAGCUGGAUAACAACCGUAGCGCCUUGUCUGCCGCUUCUGCCUUUGCCAUCGCCACUGCUGGUGCCAAUGAGGGCACGCCAACCAAGGAGAAGUAUCGCCGCAUGUCUCUGGCAAGCACAGGGUUCCCCACAGAUCAGAGGAACGGAGAUAAAGAGUUUGUGAUUCGUCGAGCAGCAACUAACAGAGUUCUCAAUGUCCUCAGGCACUGGGUAUCCAAACACUCGCAGGACUUUGAAACCAACACUGAGCUAAAAAUUAAAGUGAUUAGUUUCCUGGAGGAAGUAAUGCAUGACCCUGAACUGCUGACCCAAGAAAGGAAAGCUGCAGCCAACAUCAUAAGGACACUGACACAGGAGGAUCCUGGUGACAAUCAGAUCUGUUUGGAGGAGGUGCUACAGAUGGCGGAAGGAGGAAAGGCAGAGCCUUUCGAGAAUCAUUCAGCUCUGGAGAUUGCAGAGCAGCUCACUCUGUUGGAUCACCUUGUUUUUAAAGUCAUACCAUAUGAGGAGUUUUUUGGUCAAGGAUGGAUGAAGAACGACAAGAAUGAGAAGACUCCUUACAUCAUGAAAACGACAAAACACUUCAAUGAUAUCAGUGACCUGAUCGCUACGGAAAUCUUACAAAGUGAGGAUGUGAAUGUACGAGUAGCAGUGAUAGAGAAGUGGGUGGCAGUCGCCGAUAUCUGCCGCUGUCUCCAUAACUACAACGCCGUACUAGAAAUCACCUCAUCUCUCAAUCGCAGUUCCGUCUUCCGUCUGAAGAAGACCUGGCUCAAAGUGUCCAAACAGACCAAAGCAGUCAUUGACAAGCUGCAGAAGUUGGUCUCAUCUGAAGGAAGGUUCAAGAAUCUCAGAGAGGCCUUAAAAAAUUGUGACCCUCCCUGUGUGCCGUAUUUGGGAAUGUACCUCACUGACUUGGCCUUUAUUGAGGAAGGGACACCGAACUACACAGAAGACAACCUGGUCAAUUUUUCCAAGAUGAGAAUGAUCUCACAUAUCAUCAGAGAAAUCAGGCAGUUUCAGCAAACGGCAUACAAGAUUGACUACCAGCCAAAGGCAGCAUUGUAUUUACUGCACAGAAGCUCAGUAAUGGAUGAAGAAGGCCUUUAUGAAGCCUCUCUCAGAAUUGAGCCAAAAGUGCCCAACUGAGAGACAGAUUCUGCAUAAGGUCUAUACAUUGUACAGACACCUUACUCUCAACACAUCCAUGUGUUAUGUUAUGUAUUACAUGAUUAUUACUCCGGGUUGUGUUUCUUUGUUUUUGGUCAUUACCACAUGUUACCUAAUUGUUUCAGAUCUUUCACUAAGAAGUUAUCUGUUGAUUUCAGCCUCUGUUUUUUAAGGAACCAUGGUUUUUCGCAACAAUUUCUUCCUCAGUCACUACCAUUAAGGAAAAAGUAUGUUUUUAGCAGGAGUUAUAACAGGAUUUAAUUUGACAGUGACAGCUAUUUCAACUGUCUAUUUUAAGGCGUGGUUGUCUCUGUAAGUGCUACCUGGGGUAAUAAUAUUUUUCAGGCUCAUCCACAUCACCUCCUUAAUGAAAUAUUAAAAGUCGGCAGGAGCAUUUUGAAAUUUUAAUAGCUGCAUGUAACUAAUUUACAGUAUAUGCAUAUCAUGUAGCAAUGUGGAAAGCAGAUAUAUUGCUGUAUACAACAGAGCAUAUAGAAAUACUUAUACUGUUAUACUAUUAUAUUCCAAGGCACAAGUCACUGUACGUAGCUAAACCAAUUCCAGCAUCUUUACAUCCAUUUGUUGCGAUAAUUACCAUUCAUCGCCUGCUGUUUCAAGGAGUUGGUUGGACAUGCCUAAAAGAAAGUUUGGUAUAACUUAGUAAAGCAGGCAGUGUAUAGUUUGCUGAAAAGUUAAUUACAUAACAUGACAUUAAAAAUACAUGGUAUAUCUCUCCAACUGGCCAGUAAUGAUUUUGAUCCAUUCUAGCAUGUGGAAUUUGUCAUCCUCAGUUACUACUUGCAACACUGAAAUCUUAGUAUGACAAAUUUCUUUUUUUUCUUCUUCUUUUUUUUUUUUCCUUAUUUAUUAUUUGCUCAGCCCAAAAAUAGAGAAAAGGCUAUUUCUUUACUAGUUUUCCCAUGUAAUGUUUCUGUUGCUCACAGCCACAUUUCUUAGCAUUUGGGAAACUAUGUUUACUGGGUUCCUUCUACACAAGAUUAUCCAGCUAUUGUACAUUUACAGACAAUCUAUGUCCUUCUUGCUGUUCCAGUGAUUGUGGAACGUGAAUAUCACUUUGUAAAAUGCAUUGUUGUUUAAGAGUAUGAUCAAAAGUGAAUAACCUUCCGGCUUGCAGCAUACAAAGGGUAUUUUUGUAGUCCUAGAAUAAAGAAGUAGGAUUCUGCAUCUGCAUCCAACUUUAAAAAAAGAAAGAAAAAAAAAUGUAGAAACAUUUUUUGUACAAACAUUGUCAACUCACCACACAGAAAAGUAUUCUGUAUAUUUUGUACAUGCAGCCCUAUGUAUUUCUUAACAUGUAAUAGUUUAAAGCACACCUCUUUAAAGCAUUGUACCCUAUGCUUACACACUCAAUGCUAUAUGAUUUGUGUUUUUGAAACCAUAAUCUAGAGGUAGAGGACUUUAAAGUGUUUUUGCAUAUACUGUAAUCCUGUCUAUAAUCAUUCUCUUAGCAGGAAUAUAGUAAUGUAGUGCUUAUUCUGUGAAUAUUUGUAUGUAUUUUUACUAUGUACAGUCUGGAAACACACUAAAAGCUCAAGUGGCAGGCAUGCAACACUGUAUCAGCCAGAAACUUUAAAAAGGACAUAAUACAUGUAUAUAUAUAUAUAUAUAUAUAUAUAUAUAUAUAUAUAUAUAUAUAUAUAUAUAUAUAUAAACAUACUGUAUACACAUAUAUGUGCACAUACUCUUAUAAAUUAUAUAUAAACAUACAAACAAACAUUUUGCUGUUAGCAAUACCCAGUGGUAUGAGAAUUAUCUUUCAACCCUUAAGUUCAUUUCCACGGCUUGGGAAAUAUUUCCAGUUUUGUACAAAAUAAAAGAGAAAUGAACAGAAAAGAAAAAGAAAGAAAAUUAAAUAAAUAAACUGUAUGUUUCCUGAUUACCUCUUGCUAAUAAAUCUAUUCUAUCUCAGGGGUACAUUGCUUACUUGUAUGUGUUUUUGUCAUGCUCGCUUCGCUUUGCUCUUUGACAACUGAGAUCAUGUGGCUGUUACAAUGACACUGGCCUCAUAUUUCUUGAAAAAUACCACCUUUUCAGCUCUAACAAUGUUUGUUCGCUCUGAUAUUAAAAAAAGUUAACUUAUAAAUGUACUUUAUGUUGUAAUAUCUAAAUGAACUGGUUUUAUUAAAGUCAGAAAAAAUA
Molecule: messenger RNA, 6358 nt
Organism: Myxocyprinus asiaticus (Chinese sucker)
Lineage: Eukaryota; Metazoa; Chordata; Actinopteri; Cypriniformes; Catostomidae
Product: ras-specific guanine nucleotide-releasing factor 1
Exons: 27
Coding region: 407-4177 (1256 amino acids)
Biological process (GO): Ras protein signal transduction; positive regulation of GTPase activity
Cellular component (GO): plasma membrane
Molecular function (GO): protein binding; guanyl-nucleotide exchange factor activity
Source: RefSeq, a predicted model, not a curated record